Messenger RNA from Aspergillus calidoustus, 1803 nucleotides. Lineage: Eukaryota; Fungi; Ascomycota; Eurotiomycetes; Eurotiales; Aspergillaceae. The record is from the annotation of a GenBank genome assembly.
AUGCGAUUCCUCUAUGCUCUGAGCCUGGCAGGAGCUCUUCUCCUCAGGGGAGCCAUUGCUCUCGAUCCACGCCCAGUCGAAAACCUUGGCCGAGGUGUCGUUGCCGUCCGCGCAAGCGACGAAGACAUACUCGUAACCUGGCGCCUGCUAGGUCUCGACCCCGAAGAUAUCGCUUUCAACGUCUACCGCUCCACCGGAGACAAUGGCGAGGCCGAGCUCCUGAACGAUGAGCCACUGACCUCAAGCACCGGAACAAACUACCUUGACAGCACUGCAGACCCCUCGCAAGCCAAUACCUACUUCGUGCGCCCCAUUCUCGACGACGAAGAACAAGAAGCUAGCGGCACUUUCACGCUCCCAGCCGAUAACACCGUCGAGCCCGCCAUCCGUAUCCCAAUUCGCGAUUCAGGGCCGUUCAAGUUUGUCUGGGUGGGCGAUCUUGAUGGCGACGGGGAAUAUGAUUUCGUCAUCGAUCGGAUCAACACGCAGCAGAGUCUCGAGGCGUACACGUCGAAUGGAACGUUUUUGUGGGAGCUGCAGUACGGACCCAAUAGCGAAAACCAAAACAACAUUGAGCCUGGCUCAACCGCGAUUUCUGUCGGGAACUGGGACGGUGUAACUGUGUUUGAUUUCGACAGUGACGGGUAUGCUGAGGUUGCCGUGCGGAUUGCGAACGGAGUUGUGUUUGGGGACGGCGAGGUCUUUGAGAACGACAACGAUGACGAACAGUGGGUUGCGAUCCUUGAUGGCCAGACCGGAAGCCUCAAGGGAACAAGCCCCAUCCCAACGGACUUCAUCGAGGACGGCCCACUCGCCGCCCGAUUUGGAGUCGGAUAUCUAGACGGACUGCGGCCACAUCUCGUCGCAUUCAUGAAGAACCGCCAAGAUGGCGGAGCCUUCAACCGCGUGAUUGGAGCAUGGACUUUUGAUGGCACCGCUGUCACCGAAGAAUGGAUCUCCCUUGGCGACGACCUCGUCGGCCCAGACGGACACAACACCCGUAUCCUCGACGUCAACGGCGACGGGUACGACGACGUGGUUGAGAUCGGCUUCGUACUCAACGGACCCGACGGGACCAACCUGUACACUAUGCCCGACAUCGUCGUGCAUGGAGACCGGUAUUACAUUGGGAAGUUGGACCCUGAAAGAGAGGGCUUGCAGGGCUAUGGCAUCCAGCAGGAUAACGAGGAUCUUCUGAUGGAGUACUACUAUGAUGCUGCGGACGGCACGUUGCUCUGGGAGCAUUUCGGCACUGAGGUCGGUGACGUGGGCCGUGGCCUCGCAGGUGAUAUCGAUCCCACGCACCCCGGAUAUGAAGUAUGGUCAUUCCAGGGAAUCUACAACGCGGCUUCAAAUGAGACAACAACGGACGACCCCGAGCUUGCCCCCUGGCCGCAGAUGGGCCUCUUCUGGGACGGGGACGAGUUGAUGGAGUUGUACAACGACGGAAAGUUCGAGAAGUGGGAUUGGGAGAACCCGACGACCUCUACGUCUCUGCCGCGCUUCUUCAGGGUAAGUACCUACGGCGCAAAGAACCCGAACAACUACAACCCCGGGUUCCUCGGAGACAUCCUGGGCGACUGGCGCGAGGAGGUUGUUGUGACCAACGACGAUUACACGGAGCUCGUCAUCUUCACCACGGACCAGCCCUCGGAUAUCAGGUUGUACACUCUCGCGCAUAACCCCGCGUAUCGCAACUCGAUGACGCUCCACGGUUACAUGCAGUCGCACAGCUUGGAUUACUACCUUGGGAAUGGGAUGAGCACGCCUGCGCAACCGAACAUCAAGUAUGUGGAGAAGUAG